ACCAAAUUGAAAUCCAGCGAAGAAUCCAUAAAACCGCCCCUUUGUUUUCUUCUCCACACAGUUACACAGUUAGUCUCUCUCUCUCUCUCUCUCACAAAGCAUUUUCUCUCUCUUAAAUUUCCUUCCAACUCACUGACAAUGGCUUCGCCUCGCGAGGAGAACGUCUACAAAGCAAAGCUUGCCGAGCAGGCGGAGCGCUAUGAAGAAAUGGUAGAGUUCAUGGAGAAAGUCGUCUCAGCCGUGGACGGCGAUGAAUUGACCGUGGAGGAGCGGAACCUCCUGUCCGUAGCUUACAAGAAUGUGAUCGGCGCCAGGAGAGCCUCCUGGCGUAUUAUCUCGUCCAUCGAACAGAAAGAGGAGAGCCGCGGCAACGAAGGCCACGUGACGGCGAUUAAGAGCUACAGAUCUAAAAUCGAGUCGGAGCUCUCGUCGAUCUGUGACGGCAUUUUGAAAUUGCUCGACGGAAAACUCAUCGCCGCGGCUGGCUCCGGCGACUCCAAAGUGUUCUACUUGAAGAUGAAGGGAGAUUACCAUCGGUACUUGGCGGAGUUCAAGACUGGAGCUGAGAGGAAGGAAGCCGCUGAGAACACUCUGUCCGCUUACAAGGCUGCUCAGGACAUUGCAGUUGCAGAACUUGCUCCAACACAUCCAAUCCGUCUUGGAUUGGCACUCAAUUUCUCUGUGUUUUACUACGAGAUUCUGAAUUCUCCUGAUCGUGCUUGUAACCUCGCCAAACAGGCAUUUGAUGAAGCCAUUGCUGAGUUGGACACACUAGGGGAGGAAUCCUACAAGGAUAGCACUUUGAUAAUGCAGCUUUUACGGGAUAACCUUACCCUAUGGACUUCAGACAUGCAGGUAAUGUAUCUUUGUUGUUGUAGUAUGUGUUUAUUCAUUAAACUCAAUUGGUGGCAUUUUCAGACUGACCGAAAUUGGUCAUUGUUAUGGUUUAGGAUGAUGGCGUUGAAGAGAUCAAGGAAGCUUCUAAGCCAGAUGAGUAGGAAGGUCUGGAGUAAUCACGAUUUCAUGUCCAGUCAUGCUUAAUUGUAAUUUGCUACAAAUUGAAAGAGAGUGGAUUGAAGCUAGUAUUGCUCUCUCAUUAGGUGUAGGGAUUUGGAGUUUUGGUGUUUUCAUAUUGUUUAAUGUAAUGCCUUUGCCUUUUCAUGUUGGUUGCAGCUUCAGGAAUUGUUGAUUUUCCUGAAGUUUAGUAACAUAGUGUUGAUGCUUUUCAUGAAGUUGAUGAUUCUUGUUGCUGAAAUUAGCAAUAUAUCUGUUGUUAAUUGAUCUCACAUAUGAAAGACAACACUUUAGGGAUUAUCAGUCGCUUUGUUUCCUUUGGCUUUAUCAGAUUCUGAGGGUUUAUUGUUUCUGGAUUAUCAUUAUGAUUGUGACUCCUUUUCUCCCUUGAGAUAUUUUAUGAUAUCAUAUGCUGAUUGUGUAUGUAGGGCAAUUGCUGCUUCUUUUCAGAUUUUUUUGACUUCUUCUAAAGACUCGUCUUGGGACACUACCUUUUGUUAAAUCCUUAUACUAUCUUUUUUGGACCCAGUUAAGAUAUUUGGUUGUUAUGCUAUCUCCUUUAUCGACCCCAUUGUCAUAUUUUACUGAUUUUUGAAAAAAUCCUAUAUAAAG
Messenger RNA from Oldenlandia corymbosa var. corymbosa, 1626 nucleotides. NCBI's taxonomy places the organism in Eukaryota, Viridiplantae, Streptophyta, Magnoliopsida, Gentianales, Rubiaceae. The record is from the annotation of a GenBank genome assembly.